AUGGCGGAACCCGAGGAGCCCGAGGAGCAAGAUGCGGGUGAAAACAAGGUCGAUGCCGAAAGAUUUUUGGAUUGGAAAUACAGUGAAAUAAGGCAAAUAAUGCUCAAAGCACUGGAGGAUGGAGAUGUUCCAGUCGAAUAUGGGACGACAAUAGGCCCAUUCGCAGUUUAUGAAAUUUUGUGUCAAGACUUUGGUCUCCAAUGCGAGUACACCGAUACAUUCACUCGCCAUCUUCGUGAGCUGACUACAUAUGUGGUUGAUUGCAGUGAUCGAUCUAAAAAUGAUGAAGACGCCUACAACAAUUUCUUGGCUAACCAUCCUCGAUCUGAAUUCGAUUCAAUGGGAAGGCCUCGAUGGGAAGGAUCCGAGGCGGAACGAUUAAUGAAAGCAGAUAUGGCGGAUGGCACCCACAAGACUUUUAGUGCCCCCAAGCUCUUCUACGAAUCGCGAGAUGAGUAUCAACAAUUCAGUUUGACGGUGUUCCGAGGGCACAUCGAUCAAGAAAUCAGAUUGCAGAAUUAUUUUUCCUUUUUGAAAGAUAAGGAAGAAAAGCUUGCCAAAAGCACAGCCAAGGCGAGGGAGACGGCCCAGAAGAAGCUAGAGGCGUUUAAGAAGAAGGAGGCGGAAAAGAAGAAGAAAGAGGCGGAAAAGAAGAAGAAAGAGGCCGCGAAGGAAGCAACCAAAAAGAAAAGGACGUCAACACGAAGACGAUAG
Molecule: messenger RNA, 714 nt
Organism: Seminavis robusta
Lineage: Eukaryota; Bacillariophyta; Bacillariophyceae; Naviculales; Naviculaceae
Source: the annotation of a GenBank genome assembly